GGUUUAAGACGAAGCAGAAAAUACAGCAUGAGCAUUAUCCGGUUAGGUUACGUUAACCUCGACAAAUUCGUAUAUUAUUGCACUAAUUAAGUAAUCGAUUACUUAUAGCAACCAUUGCUUUAAUAAAAUAACAGUACAUAAGCUUGUGUUAUUUAACAUUCUCAGCUGCUUUGUACCCGAUGUUUCUCGUUUUCAGUUUAGGUAAGCCUGCCCUGCUGUGAACGAGCUAUUCGUAAAGAAGCAAUUAUCGUGUAUUUUCGCAGACACGAGGCUGUAAGUUACGUGGUAAAUAUUUUGAGUUACAUUUGCUUCCUUAAACCCAAGCGAACACCAUUUUAUGAGUUGGAUAAUGAGUUAGCUAGCGAUAUAUAGCAAUACAUUGUAGUCUAUCUCUCGUCUAAAGCGGACUGUUUUGUGGGUUUACUUCUAGUUGUAAGUUUAGCUUCAGGUUUGAUCGUUAUGCCUAUCCAGUGCAGCAGUUGUGCAAAAAACAGGGCGGUGCUCAGGCGACCGAAGACUGGCCAUUCGUUAUGUAAGCACUGCUUCUUCUGGGCUUUUGAGGAAGAGAUUCACCAAACCAUCGUUUCAGCUCGGUUGUUUAAUCGUGGGGAAACUGUUGGGAUCGGCGCAUCAGGGGGAAAAGACUCCACUGUACUGGCUUAUGUUCUAAAAGUCCUGAAUGAGCGCUAUGAUUACGGCCUCAAGCUGCUUCUGCUCUCCGUGGACGAGGGCAUCACCGGAUACCGCAACGAUUCUCUAGAAACGGUGAGGAGAAACCAACAGCAGUACGAUCUGCCUCUCACCAUCGUGUCCUAUGAAGAGCUCUAUGGCUGGACCAUGGACGCCAUCGUCAAACAAGUGGGCCUGAGGAACAACUGCACUUUUUGCGGCGUGUUUCGGAGGCAGGCGCUUGAUCGGGGAGCCAUGAUGUUGAACGUGGACAAGAUAUGUACAGGUCACAACGCAGACGAUGUGGCGGAGACAGUGAUAAUGAAUGUGCUGCGAGGUGAUAUUGCUCGUUUGCAUCGCUGCACAGUGAUCAGCACAGCCAGUGAUGGUGAGGGAGCAAUACCGCGCUGCAAACCUCUCAAAUAUGCCUAUGAAAAAGAAAUUGUCCUCUAUGCAUACUUCAAGAAACUUGACUACUUCUCUACUGAGUGUGUUUACUCACCCAAUGCUUACCGUGGCCAUGCACGCACCUUCAUCAAAGACCUUGAGGCAGUCAGGCCUAGUGCCAUCAUGGACAUCAUCCACUCAGGUGAGAACCUCUCUGUGAAGGAAGGAGUGAAGAUGCCUGUGCAAGGAACAUGCUCACGAUGUGGUUACAUCUCCAGCCAGUCACUCUGCAAGUCCUGUGUGCUGCUGGAGGGCCUAAACCGAGGCUUGCCAAAACUCGGGAUAGGCAAACACCACCGGCUGCAUGACAAGAUCUUGGCCCAGCAGGCUUUAACAGAAAAGGAGCAGAAUAAGUUAAAGGCAAUUGAAUUUUGAAAAGCUGUUUCUACAUAAAUAAUAUAGUCAGUGGGUGUGACAAACUGUGUUAUUGUUAUUAAAUUAUGGAUUUGCAAUAAUUUGUUGUUGAUCUUUCUUUGGUAUUCUACAAUAAACCAGACUAUUG
This is a messenger RNA of Hemibagrus wyckioides, 1618 nucleotides long. It is a transcript of the gene ctu1, whose product is annotated as cytosolic thiouridylase subunit 1 homolog (S. pombe). The transcript is spliced from 2 exons. Gene Ontology annotation, biological process: tRNA wobble position uridine thiolation. Gene Ontology annotation, cellular component: mitochondrion; cytosolic tRNA wobble base thiouridylase complex. Gene Ontology annotation, molecular function: tRNA binding. Lineage: Eukaryota; Metazoa; Chordata; Actinopteri; Siluriformes; Bagridae. Bases 460 to 1491 code for a protein of 343 amino acids. The record is from RefSeq and is a predicted model, not a curated record.